AUGCCUUAUUACGCGGUAGCUAAUGGUAGACAAAAUGGUGUUUAUACCAAUUGGAAUGAUUGUAAAGCUCAAACUAAUGGAUAUAGUAAUGCGUCAUUUAAACGUUUUGAUACUGCUGCUGAAGCUAGUGCAUUUGCCUCUGGUGGUAGUAGUUCUGGUGGUGGAUCAUCAAGUUAUUCUUCAAGUAAUAACGCGUCUUCUGGUGGUUAUUCAAGUGGUGGUUAUUCAGGUAGUUAUUCAGGUGGCUACUCAGGUGGUUAUUCAGGUGGCUCAAGUUAUUCAGGAGGUAGUUCAGGAGGCUAUUCAUCUUCAACAAGAUCAAAUAGUUCAAAAGCAGAACGUAUUUAUGUAGAUGGAGCAUCAAGAGGUAAUGGACAAUCCAAAAAUGCACCAUCAGGAUAUGGAGUAUAUUAUGGUCCCAAUGAUUCACGUAAUGCAGCAGUUGCAUUAAAUGACGUUGAUGAUACUUCAAGAUAUACACCAACUAAUCAAAGAGCAGAAUUACAUGGUAUGAAACAUGCAUUAACUAAUAUUAAAAAUGAUUUAACUAAUGGUGGUAAUGGAUCAAGAAAAGCGGAAAUUCAUAGUGAUUCCAAAUAUGCCAUACAAAGUAUUAAUGAAUGGUCAGAUAGAUGGGAAACUAAUGGAUACAAAACUUCAAUGGGUGGUAAUGUUGCCAAUUCGGAUUUAAUUAAAGAAUCAGUUUCAUUGAAAAAUGAUAUUAAUGAUUUAUAUAGAUCUAAAAAUAUGGGACCUUUAGAAUUUGUUCAUGUUAGAGGUCAUUCUGGUAAUGAAGGGAAUGAAGCUGCUGAUAGAUUAGCUAAUCAAGGUGCUGAUAAAAUGUCAAGAGGUUAUUAG
Lodderomyces jiufengensis is the source of this 858-nucleotide messenger RNA. RefSeq names its product RNA-DNA hybrid ribonuclease. The transcript has a single exon. Gene Ontology annotation, biological process: DNA replication, removal of RNA primer. Gene Ontology annotation, molecular function: magnesium ion binding; RNA-DNA hybrid ribonuclease activity; nucleic acid binding. NCBI's taxonomy places the organism in Eukaryota, Fungi, Ascomycota, Pichiomycetes, Serinales, Debaryomycetaceae. Bases 1 to 858 code for a protein of 285 amino acids. The record is from RefSeq and is a predicted model, not a curated record.